Molecule: messenger RNA, 2408 nt
Organism: Salvia miltiorrhiza (redroot sage)
Lineage: Eukaryota; Viridiplantae; Streptophyta; Magnoliopsida; Lamiales; Lamiaceae
Product: protein tesmin/TSO1-like CXC 5
Exons: 8
Coding region: 434-2215 (593 amino acids)
Biological process (GO): regulation of DNA-templated transcription
Cellular component (GO): nucleus
Source: RefSeq, a predicted model, not a curated record
CGAAAUUGAAUUUCAAAAGCUAAGCUAGAGAGGGAGGAAGGGGACUCAAAGCCAGCGAAACCAAUUCAAAGAAUUCUUCAUCUGCGUGUGUGUGGUUUGUGUAUAUGUACAUUGGAGUGUACAUACGCGCAUUUGUAUCUAUAUGCGUCUGUAGGGAUCGAGCUACCUCUCAAUUGGGACGGAGAUUUUUUUUUUGUCCUUUGAAUUUUGUGGUGUUUUAAUUGCGAGCUUGUUAAAAUUAUGACAGUCGAAUUCGAAUUGUUGGUUCCUUUUGGUUUUCGUGAUUUGGAAUUCAAACAAUUUUGGGGGGGAGUUCUCGAGCGGAAAAAUGAGUGAUUUGGAGUAGUAUUUAUUUGAGUUAUCUUUUUUGUUGUAAAAUUGUUUGGUGAAAUCUUUGUUGUGGGAUUUUCGUUUCGUAAUUUGUUUUUCUUCAAUGGAGCAAAGAGAUGAACAUGAUUUCCCUCCAAAAAAGCCGCCGCCGCCGCAACCGGAAGCGACGACGGCAGGAGUUGAUUUCCCAGCGAGGAAGCUGGUGAGGCAGCUGGAUUUUACUGGUGGCGCGUCGACGAUGGAGCAGCGGCAGCAAGUGAAGCUGGAGCAACCUCCUCCGCAGUUGCUGUCUCAUUUAGUGAAGCCGCCGCCGCAGAUGCUCUUCAUGACUAUGCAGCAACCACCUCCGCCGCCCUCUCAUCCUUCUGUUCGUCCUCCUCUGAAACCCGAAUCACCAAGAUCACGGCCCGGACAAAAUGUGAAUGAAAUAAAAGAUGGUACUCCAAAGAAGCAAAAGCAGUGUAAUUGCAAACAUUCUCGGUGUUUGAAGUUGUACUGUGAAUGUUUUGCUUCUGGAGUCUAUUGUGAUGGUUGCAACUGUGUGAACUGUCACAACAAUGUUGAAAACGAUACUGCUAGACGUGAAGCUGUUGAAGCUACUUUGGAGCGUAAUCCAACUGCUUUCAGGCCAAAAAUUGCCAGCAGUCCUCAUGGAGCUCGGGAUAACAGGGAGGAGGCUGGCGAAAUUGUUUCAGGGAAGCAUAAUAAGGGAUGCCACUGCAAGAAAUCAGGGUGCCUUAAGAAGUACUGUGAAUGCUUCCAAGCAAAUAUUCUUUGUUCUGAAAAUUGUAAAUGCAUGGACUGCAAAAAUUAUGAAGGAAGCGAAGAGAGACAAGCUCUCUUUCACGGCGAUCAUGUUAACAACAUGGCCUUUAUCCAGCAGGCAGCAAAUGCUGCCAUCACCGGCGCUAUUGGAUCAUCUGGUUAUGGGUCUCCCCCGCUGACUAAAAAGCGGAAAGGUCAGGAUAUUUACUUUGGAUCAGCCGUAAAAGAUCCAGUACACAGGCUUGGACAGUUACAACAGCAGGCUACCCAUACUAAGGCUUCUGUACCUUCCACUUUAUCGUCUUCAGUUACUGUUGCUCAUCCAGUUAGUACACCGACCUUGGGUUCUUUGAAAUUUACUUAUAGGUCUCUAUUAGCUGACAUCAUUCAGCCCCAGGAUUUAAAGGAACUUUGUUCUGUGCUUGCGGUAUAUUCAAGAGAAGCUGCGAAGAUGCUUACAGAGGAGAGAAAUGCAGCUGAAAAGCAAGCAGAAGAAUCUCGGAAAACCUCACUGGCUUCAACCAUCCAAGAUGGGUCUCAAAGCCAGAAGCAUUCUGAAGCUGAAAAGGCUGAGGCUAACUAUCAUUCAUCUGAAAACCAGGCCGAGAAAGUUGCACCCGAGGAAUCUUGUUCAGAUGGAGCUGAUGUAUCAAAAGGAAGGCCGAUGUCUCCCAGCACGUUAGCCCUAAUGUGUGACGAACAAGAUACAAUGUUCACCGCUGCUCAUUCCCCUAGUAGGUUAGAGGUUCAGAAUAACGUGUCUUCCCAGUUGCCGCUUGAGCACAGGACGACUGAAGCAUACGAGGAGCAAGAAAGAAUUAUUCUAACAAAGUUCAGAGAUUGUCUUAACAGGCUGAUCACCUUAGGAGAAAUAAAAGAAACCACAUAUUCUUCGUUGGCACGAACAGAGGCGGACGGGGAGAGGGGACUAUCGAGCAAUGGCAUUUCAAAUCAAAGAAGUGAUGGUAGAAAUCAACAACAACAGCACACAGACAAUGGUGUUGCGAAAAUUGGUGUUCAUCGACAGAGUUCUGCUGCUCUGAAUAAUGUGCCAUUCCUGCGGAUAAGCAUGCCUGCGGAAAAUGGUGAUGUAAGAAGGAAAAGUGAAAGAGAGUCAUAACAUGUGUAGGAUUUAGACAUAACAAAUGUAUGCUGCUACAUCCAUGUAUUUGCAAGCCCAAAACAUUCGGCUUUUCUUCGGUGUGGCGGCAAACACUAAAUAUACAGAGCCAUUGAUGUUAGAGUUGAUUCAAAUGUAACGAAUCUUGUAACUUAUCAUUCAUAAAAUUCAAUUUAAAAUGCAACUUUUUCUA